Molecule: messenger RNA, 1328 nt
Organism: Dama dama (fallow deer)
Lineage: Eukaryota; Metazoa; Chordata; Mammalia; Artiodactyla; Cervidae
Gene: TNNI1
Product: troponin I1, slow skeletal type
Exons: 11
Coding region: 1-1080 (359 amino acids)
Biological process (GO): muscle contraction
Cellular component (GO): troponin complex
Source: RefSeq, a predicted model, not a curated record
AUGUCGGGUCAGCGAGACAGCUCCCCAGGGCCCCACUCCCGCUUGGAGCCCCUCUGGCUCCAUGUGCCCCUGAGCUGGCACACGAGCGUCUUGGAGCUUGCCGGCUGCCGUGAGCUGCCCUGGCCUUCUGCAGUCAGCUGCAAGCCAGACUCACCCCUGGAGACCAAGGAAGGUGAGUGUCCCCCGCCUGGGCCACGGCACUGGGGCUUCAGACUUGGAGCCGGCCGGGGCCUGGACGUUGAGGAGGGUGGCUCCCGCCUGCGCGGCUGGGCUAUCGGUGGACUGCCCGAGAUGGCUUUGCAGGGACAGCCCGCCGGCCGUCUAGGCUGGGAGCCCUGCCCCCACCGGUCGUCCCUGAAUCUUUUGCCCAGUGUCCACCCCCUGCACCGAAUUCGCUCUGUUCAGGCUGGCCCCGAGUGUGGUCAGCCCAGCUGGAACAUGCCCCUUCUAUGGCUCAAGGACUCCUUCCUUGAUCUGACUGCUGGGCGGCUGACAGCCCCAGGCCCAGCCAGUGCGGGUGGGGCAGGAAUGAGAAAACCCAAGAUCACUGCCUCCCGCAAACUCCUGCUGAAGAGCCUGAUGCUGGCCAAAGCCAAGGAGUGCUGGGAGCAGGAGCACGAGGAGCGCGAGGCUGAGAAGAAGCGCUACCUGGCGGAGCGCAUCCCAGCGCUGCAGACCCGCGGGUUGUCGCUCAGCGCCCUGCAGGACCUGUGCCGUGACCUGCACGCCAAAGUGGAGGUGGUGGACGAGGAGCGAUAUGACAUUGAGGCCAAGUGCCUGCACAACACCAGGGAGAUCAAGGACCUGAAGCUCAAGGUGCUGGACUUGCGUGGGAAGUUCAAGCGCCCCCCGCUGCGGCGUGUGCGAGUCUCCGCGGACGCCAUGCUGCGCGCCCUGCUGGGCUCCAAGCACAAGGUGUCUAUGGACCUGCGCGCCAACCUCAAGUCCGUGAAGAAGGAGGACACAGAGAAGGAGCGUCCCGUGGAGGUGGGCGACUGGAGGAAGAACGUGGAGGCCAUGUCUGGCAUGGAGGGCCGCAAGAAGAUGUUCGAUGCGGCCAAGUCCCCGACCACCCAGUAGAGGCGCCUGGCCCCGCUGUGCUCCGGGCUCCUCGCCCGCCCCGCCCUGCAGCCCUGCUCGCCGCCUUCCCGCCCCGCGCCGCGGAGCACUCACCUGGUCCACGUCUGCCUGCCUGCCUGAACACCUCUGGCAGGGCUGGGGUGAAGACCUCGCCUGGUGGGUGGGCGCCUGGGGGUCCCUUCCCGUGCCUGUCGCCCGCGGGCGUCACGCCCUCCCCAUUAAAGCCAAUAUCCCGAUCCCCCGCGGCU